AUGGAGGAGUCAUCUAAUAGCAUGGUUAAACUCACAGCUUCCAAUUAUUCAAUUUGGAAGACUAGGAUGGAAGAUAUUUUGUACUGUAAAGAAUUGUUUGAGCCUAUUGAGUUGAAUGGGAUUAAACUGGAUGCCAAAACCGAUGAUGAAUGGAAGAAAUUAAAUAUGAAAGCCGUCGGACAUAUUAGGCAAUGGGUUGAUCAAAGUGUCUUCCAUCAUGUAGCCAAAGAAGUUGAUGCUUAUUUACUUUGGUUGAAGUUAGAGAGUCUUUAUGAGCGAAAGACUGCUCAGAACAAAGCCUUUAUGAUAAGAAGGCUUGUGAAUUUGAAGUACAAAGAUGGGCAAAAUGUUACGGAGCAUUUGAGUAAUUUUCAAUGA
Alnus glutinosa is the source of this 378-nucleotide messenger RNA. RefSeq lists its product as uncharacterized. The coding region runs from base 1 to 378 and encodes 125 amino acids. The transcript has a single exon. Lineage: Eukaryota; Viridiplantae; Streptophyta; Magnoliopsida; Fagales; Betulaceae. The record is from RefSeq and is a predicted model, not a curated record.